Molecule: messenger RNA, 4569 nt
Organism: Cryptotermes secundus
Lineage: Eukaryota; Metazoa; Arthropoda; Insecta; Blattodea; Kalotermitidae
Gene: Mbs
Product: protein phosphatase 1 regulatory subunit 12A
Exons: 23
Coding region: 323-3454 (1043 amino acids)
Biological process (GO): signal transduction
Cellular component (GO): cytoplasm
Molecular function (GO): phosphatase regulator activity; enzyme inhibitor activity; protein kinase binding
Source: RefSeq, a predicted model, not a curated record
GUAAUCGUUUAUGUUCGUAUUAGUAUGUAUGUAGUGUAUCUACAGGGAAAUGAUAUUUAGACACAUUAUUUUGUUAGUCAUUGUGGUUUUUUAAUUACUUUCGUUGGAAUGCUCAAGAUAAAAUGUGAAUUCUGUGGGUUGCGGCAAUUUUAUACUUUAAGAUGCUGAAUUAUCGUACGCUCAUAUCUUUAGUUUGCUCGUAGGCAAGGCUCAUUAACUGGACAACUGGAAAACCAAAUCCCUGUGUGAUACUGAAAUGCGAGUUUAGCUUGACCGCUCCCUCCAUGUUCAUUUCAUAAACGUAUGGGCAGUGUUGAUCAUAAUGUCUAAUGAGACCAGAUCAAAUUCUGCUCUUUUUAAGCGGGCUGAACAGUUGAAACGGUGGGAGGAAUCGGAAACUAAUCGUGAAGCUGCAGUGCCUAAUAAUAAGAGUAGAAAAGUCCAGUUCUCUGCAGGAUGUGUGUUUUUGGCAGCAUGUGCAGCAGGCGACAAGGAAGAAGUAUUGCGGUUGCUCGAAAAGGGAGCUGACAUUGACACGGCAAACGUUGAUGGUUUGACAGCCCUUCAUCAGGCAUGUAUUGACGAUAAUCUGGAAAUGGUGGAGUUCUUAGUAGAAAAUGGGGCAGAUGUUAAUAGGGGUGAUAAUGAGGGGUGGACACCCUUGCAUGCUACUGCUUCCUGUGGUUUCAUCAGCAUUGCAAAGUACCUGAUUGAGCAUGGUGGCAAUGUUGCAGCUGUUAACAAUGAUGCUGAACUGCCUCUUGAUAUUGCUGAAUCAGACGAGAUGGAAGAUAUGCUUCAGCAGAAUAUUAAUGCACAAGGGAUUGAUUGUGAUGAAGCCCGUAAUGAAGAGGAGAGAAUGAUGCUGGAAGAUGCAAAGGAAUGGUUAAACAAUGGUGGUAUUGAAGAGACACCGCAUCCCAAGACCGGAGCCACAGCACUCCAUAUUGCUGCAGCUAAAGGCUAUAUCAAAGUAAUGAGUGUUCUCUUACAAGGUGGUGCAAAUUUAAAUUCCCAAGAUUUUGAUGGCUGGACACCGUUGCAUGCUGCAGCACACUGGGGGCAAAAGGAAGCUUGUGAAAUGCUCGUGGAGGAGUUCUGUGAUAUGGACAUGAAGAACUAUGUGGGUCAAACAGCAUAUGAUGUUGCAGACUCAGAAAUGUUCAAACUGUUGGAGGAACUGAAGAAAAAACAAGUAACUGCCCAAAAGGAUCGUGGAGAUAUUAAUUCAAUACUCCAAAAGAAGGGGGCCAGCAUACCAAAGAGACGGUCCUCAAUAACCAGAAUGUCUGUGACUGACAAGUCAAACCUAAUCAAUAAGGACACUUCAUCUGAGCGCCAGCUUCUUGACCAAAGUAUAACAGAAGAGGGUAGCAACAAAGUGAAGAAAGUAGAACUGGAAAUUGAAACUGAGUCAGAGAAAGAAGCCAGUAUACCACCUCCAGAAAUUGAAGUUGACACUCAAGAAUCUACAAGUGACUCAAGUGAAUCCACAGAUGAUUCAGAAACCUCUAGUGAUAGUGAUACUCUUAGUAGUGAUGAUAAGGAUGAGAAGAAGAACCGGGCAAAUAAGGAUGAGCCUUCAAAAAUACCCACUGUUCCAGAAGUCAGCAAAACAGUUCCUAAUGCAACUCCUAACUCACCAUCGAAAACACCAGGUGAGACUGAAGACAUAAACCUUCCAACCUGGAAGCGUCCUGGUUCAUUCAGGAGUCGAGGUGUUGAUGGACGACUAGAUCAGCCUCCAAAUAAAUCAUUAUCUUUACGAAUAGGCGAGAAAGAUUAUGUGUCCCAUAGAGCCACCACGCCAACAGGAGCAGAUAGUCGUAACAUUGCAGACACACCAGAAGUUGUGUUGAGGAGGACACAAAGUUUUGAAGCCGAUGAAAAGUUCUAUCGCAGAUACAUGGAGUUGCAAGCAAGAAUAAAAGCUGGCUCUUGCCCUACCUUACACUCGUCCCCCGUCUCAGCCCUUCCAACCCGCUCCGCAUCUCUCCGAGAGAAACACCUGCCAAGGCGUGGAACCAAUGAUGAGGCAAAGAUUACAUCUUGCCCAUCACAAGAGGUGCCGACAACAACAACAGCAGCAACAACUACAGUGACAACUACAACUGCUGCCAUUGUUACAACCACAGUAACAAGUUCACCAGCUAAAACAACUGCCACUUCACCUACCACCACCAGUCCACUACCAACAAGUCAGAUCAGAAGUCCUGCCAUGGGCAGUGUUUCAAGUGCUAGUCCUUCAACACCAAGCACACCCACAACUCCAGGGGGGAGUAAGCUUAGUCCUGGAAACAUCUUUAAGAAUUUCUUCAAGUCAUUUGUGCCACCAGUACGAGAUGAAGAAUCAGAAACACAGAGGAAAGCUCAUGCAAAACGGGUAAGAGAGACAAGAAGAUCUACUCAGGGAGUCACAUUAGAAGAAAUCAAGGUAGCAGAACAGCUGGUCAAAAAGAAGAAUCAGCAGCAGUUGCACCAAGCAACGCAACAACUAAGCAACCAUGAACAGCAACCUGUUGUCAUCCCUACUGCUAGUUCAACGUCAAUUACAGCAACAAUAACAGCAGCAACCCCAACUGUGCCUUCUAGCAGUAGUCCAACAAAUACAAAGGAGGAAGGUUUCGUUCAAGAACGGCGUCCAUCAUGGAGACUUAGGGUUGAUAAUGGAGACAGGAGCAAGUUUAUGUUGGAGGAUGCUCGAAAUCGGAAUACUGUCAGUGAAAAUACAUCGCCAUAUGUAAGGAGGCUGACAGGAGGUACUAACACAGCAGUCCGUCCAUCCUCUGCUCCAGUUGAAAACAAUAUUGCAGAUGCUACCCUCACGAUACCUCUCCGGCGUCAGACGAAGCCACCCGAUGACAAAGAGCAAGAUAAGGAGAAUGACAUCCGAAAUGCACAAGCAACACAAGCUGUGAUACAGAGGCGGCGGCGGCCCAAGAGAAGAUCAACUGGUGUUGUUCAUGUUGAUAUGGAUGAAAUCAACCCAGACAGACAAGAAUCACCUAGUAGAGGAGAUGGGGAUGAGAUAAUGAAGGCUAAUAAUGACGAGAGUGGUGGUGAUCUGUCCAGCCAUUCCUCUCGCCUUAGCUCUGUUGCAUCCUCCAGAGGUGACAUUUCUGCAAAUGUAGCCAAAGACGGCAGUGAAAAUGGCGAGGUGGACUAUAAGAAGCUAUAUGAGGAGUCUUUGGUGGAGAAUGAACGACUGAGAGAGAAGCUAAAGAAGACUGAAGAAGAUUUGAAUGACAGGAAAUCUCAGCUAGAUAAAUUGUCUGUUGCGACGGCAAAAAAUUCCUUAACUGAAAUGGAAAAACGUGAAAGGAGGGCAAUGGAGCGGAAAUUGUCAGAAAUGGAAGAGGAAUUAAAGUUAUUGGAACAAUUCAAAAGUGAAAACCAGAGAUUAAAGGAUGAAAAUGGUGCCUUGAUCCGGGUCAUAAGCAAGCUAUCAAAAUGAUGCAUCAGAAUAACUCAACUAGCCGCAUACAUGUUUGUAUAUAGUAAUGUAAUUUAUUAUUAAUAUUUAAGUGUAAGGCACUGGUUUGUACUCCAUGCCUGUUUCAGCAGUAUUGGUGAAAGUCAUCUUGACAAGAUUGGUAUGUCAUUUUAUCUGUGCAUAAAGUUUUCACAUGGUUUCAUAUGUACUUGACUCAUGGUAUUUCACAUACAGAAUUUGACAUUAUGCAUAAUUUGUUGAAAGUAAAGGAGGGAGAAAGUUGGCAAUGUAAAAUAUCUGUUGACAGCAGGAUCAUAUAACUUGUAUCUAGAUGUAUAAAUAGUUUUAUAUAAGUUAACAAUAGCUGAGAAUAUAUUUAAGCAAACAAAAUCAGUUUCAGACACUUUUGUUUUACAUUGGCAUAAAAGUAAUAGAGAAGAUUAAAUAGAAUGUAUGUUACUUGGGUUAGAUGAAAAGAAAUUUAAGAUACUUUUUGUCAUUUUACUGUUCUUUAUUUUGUAGUUUUAGUGAAAAAGAAUGUAUACUUUUAUGGAGUAACAUACAGAGUCUUACAGAGCAGAACAGUUUUAAAAGUUAAAUUCUUUUUUGAUGCCAGUGAUGUGUAAUUGACAUGAACUGGCAUCCGUGGACAUAACAGUGCAUUUGAUGGAGUUGAAAUUUAUCAGAUUUCUCAUAACAGAUCUGUAUUUAAUGCAUGGUUUUGGUUAUAUGUAGUAAUUUUGAUUCCACACAGAAUGGCAGUUUCAAAUUGCUUUUCUAGUCCUUUGUCAUUAGAAAUGAUAUCCAUAUUAAUAAACUUUUGAAGCAGAUAGUUAAUGUCAUGUUUUGGUUGCAUACAUACAUGGCAGACAAAUAGGAGAUUAAAAUGUACAAUGAAUAGACUACAACUACUAGCAGUGUUUAUUAACUAAUUUAGAAUAUAUAACACAUAAGUCCCAUAAUGAGAAUGAUAGGAUAUCAUAGCAGAAAACAGUUUUACUUGGUCCGUUACUGUAGUUUAUGCCAGCAUGGCUAUGUCCAUACAAACUAUCCGUAUCUGCUGCUCAGUAGAGUAGAAUAACAUAACAUAAAGAAAUGUGGUGCUAUAUCCUUCAUUUGAAAGUAUAGAUUCAAAA